Messenger RNA from Leptinotarsa decemlineata (Colorado potato beetle), 2444 nucleotides. RefSeq lists its product as uncharacterized. Gene Ontology annotation, cellular component: cytoplasm; membrane. NCBI's taxonomy places the organism in Eukaryota, Metazoa, Arthropoda, Insecta, Coleoptera, Chrysomelidae. Gene Ontology annotation, biological process: proteolysis; peptide catabolic process. The record is from RefSeq and is a predicted model, not a curated record. Gene Ontology annotation, molecular function: peptide binding; metalloaminopeptidase activity; zinc ion binding.
GUACAGAAUGCGGCUCAUAAUCCUAGUAGUACUGAAUCUUUCAUCGAUGUUUGCGAAUCCAAUAGUUGAUGUCAGAUCAGAUGGUGUUGCAGAUGACUAUAGAGGUUUUCGAUUGCCCAAUAUUCAAAUACCAUCGAAAUAUGAAGUCAGUUUAUUCUUGAAUCAAUCUGUGUUUGAUGGAUCUGUGACUUCGUUCAACGGUACGGCCCGAAUCACUUUCCAAGUUACCAAGAAAACAGAUAAGAUUCAAAUCCACUCUUCCGUAACUCACUCCUCGAUAGAGCUGGAAAAUUCUACGAUUGGUAUCAUAACACCAUCCCUAAAUGGUACAACUGAAAUCUUGACAAUACCGUUGAACUCGACUUUGGAACCUUCUGUAAAUUACUUUCUUGUGAUAAAAUAUACGGGGCAGAUAGAUAUUAGAACGAUGAAAGGUUUCUACAGAAGCAGCUUCAAUAAUGAAAACGGUUCAAUUGAAUAUCUGCUCACAACACAGUUCCAACCAACGCAUGCGAGGAAAGCGUUUCCCUGUUUCGAUGAACCACAGUUCAAAGCUAGAUUUGUAAUCAGCAUAACAUAUCCAAAAGGAUAUAAGGCAUUGAGCAAUUCUCCACGAGAGAACCUACCAGUCGAUCUGGGAACAGGCUAUGAGACUACAACAUUUAAGGAAACUCCUCUCACUUCUACAUAUCUCAUCGCUUUCAUUGUAUCCAAAUUCACAUGUACAGGAGGAAUAAACAUCGAUACUGAUGUACCAUAUCAGUAUUCUAUGAGAAAUUUUCAAAUGGUGGUUAUUUCAGGUGCCGCUAUUUUCAGAAUGGUAGAAAAUUUUAUGGGAACAGAUAACUUUUAUAAUGGUAUUCGUAGUUAUUUAAAUACAAAGGCAAACAAAUCGGCAGUUCCAGAAGACUUAUGGUUGGCCUUACAACCUCACUAUUUACAAUUGAACGUAUCAGAAAUUAUGACCAAUUGGACCAUUCAUGCUGGCUUUCCUUUAGUGAUGGUGACUUCAAGUGGAAAUGAUGUUGUUUUAUCGCAGAAACGAUUCCUUUACUCUGGAGAGGAUGAUACCCAGUGGUAUAUACCUAUAUCUUAUACAGUAUCGAGUGAUCCCAACAAAUUUGAAUCUGUUUCUCCAAAAAUAUGGCUGAAACCUGGAACUACAGAGACCAUCCCCAAUGUCCUAGAGACCAAUUCGUGGAUCAUUUUGAAUAACAAGGAAAGUGCCUACUACAGAGUCAAUUACGACUCCAGUUUGUGGAGCAGAAUCGAGAGAGCCUUACGCACGGACCACACGCAAAUUGACGUCCUCAACAGAGCCCAGAUCGUAGACGACUCUCUAAAUCUUGCUAGAGCCGGUAUUCUCAAGUAUUCGGAAGUAUUAAAAAUUCUGAACUAUUUGAAAAACGAGACGGACUAUUACCCCUGGAGCUCUGCUCUUGGCGGUUUGAACUUUUUGACGGUACGAUUGGGAGAAGGGUCUGUUCUAGGAAAAAAAGUUGAAUCGCUGAUGUUGGAUUUGAUGGAGGGAGUGUACCGUUCUGUGUCUUUCACAGACUUGACAGAAUAUGAUCAAAUUUAUACUCUUAAGCUUGUUCUGGUGUUGAGAAGAGCUUGCAAGUUGGCAAAAGCAGAUUGUUUGAAUACUGCCAAGGUUUUGUUCAAAGACUUCAAAGACGGAAAAAGCGUGGAUAAAAACCGGAAAUCCAUAGUUUAUUGCUAUGGUCUACGAUACAGUGAAGAUGUCGAAUCGGACUGGACAUUUAUGUGGGACAAGUACCAGAACACAUCACUGUCCACUGAACAAGUGACGAUUUUGUCCACUCUUGGGUGUACAAAUAACACAAAUCUUCUGAAAAAGUAUUUGGAUCUUUCCAUAAACGGUUCAUCUGGAAUUCGUACCCAAGAAUUGCCAACUGUUUGGUCAUCAGUAUACUCUUCCAACCCAGAAGGCGUUGAUGUAGCACUAGACUAUCUGGUGGAAAAUCAUCAAAAAAUCUACCAGUACUAUCCAGAAGCAGCAUCUUUGAUUGCCAACGUCGCAGCCCGAUUAAGUAGAGAUGAUCAAGUGAAAAAGCUUGAAUCAUUUGUUGCUCUGGAAACCUUGCAUCCAUCAAUGAAAUCUGCAGCAACUUCUGCUAUCGACUCAGUGAAGGCUAAUAUUAAAUGGACUUCGAACAUCAAAAGUGACUUGGAACAAUAUUUUAACGAAGAUAAUAAUAAUUCCACCACUUCUACGGCUCCCGUCACUCCUGUAACUCCUGCAGGGGCGGCCAAUAUUUCACUAUCAGUUUCACUGAUGGCUAUAAUAGUUAUUAUGAUUUUUGAUAUAUGUUUCCCUUAGAACAUUUUAUUUUAUGAUAUGUAGUUUUUUCUAACUUCACAAAUGAAUUAUAUUUGUUAUGAAAUACUGUUUGAAAAUAUAUUAUUUCCCUAACAACCAA